Echinops telfairi (small Madagascar hedgehog) is the source of this 808-nucleotide messenger RNA. RefSeq names its product glycolipid transfer protein. NCBI's taxonomy places the organism in Eukaryota, Metazoa, Chordata, Mammalia, Afrosoricida, Tenrecidae. Gene Ontology annotation, cellular component: membrane; cytoplasm; cytosol. The record is from RefSeq and is a predicted model, not a curated record. Gene Ontology annotation, biological process: intermembrane lipid transfer; ceramide transport. Gene Ontology annotation, molecular function: ceramide 1-phosphate transfer activity; ceramide 1-phosphate binding. Bases 1 to 630 code for a protein of 209 amino acids. The transcript has a single exon.
AUGGCGCUGCUGGCCGAGCACCUCCUGAAGCCGCUGCCCGCCGACAAGCAGAUCGAGACCGGGCCCUUCCUGGAGGCCGUGUCCCACCUGCCGCCCUUCUUCGAUUGCCUCGGCUCCCCCGUGUUCACCCCCAUCAAGGCCGACAUUAGCGGUAACAUCACGAAAAUCAAGGCUGUAUAUGACACCGAUCCCACCAAGUUCCGGACCCUGCAGAACAUCCUGGAGGUGGAGAAGGAGAUGUAUGGAGCCCAGUGGCCCAAGGUGGGGGCCACGCUGGCGCUGAUGUGGCUGAAAAGAGGCCUCCGCUUCAUCCAGGUCUUCCUCCAGAGCAUCUGCGACGGGGAGCGGGACGAGAACCACCCCAACCUCAUCCGGGUCAACGCCACCAAGGCCUAUGAGAUGGCGCUCAAGAAGUACCACGGCUGGAUCGUGCAGAAGAUCUUCCAGGCGGCGCUGUACGCAGCCCCCCAUAAGUCUGACUUCCUGAAAGCCCUGUCCAAGGGGCAGAAUGUGACGGAGGAGGAGUGCCUGGAGAAGACCCGGCUCUUCCUGGUCAACUACACGGCCACCAUCGACAUCAUCUACGAGAUGUACACCAAGAUGAACGCCGAGCUCAACUACAAGGUGUAGGCGGGCUGCACCAGCACCCGCACCCACUCCCAGACCCGAGAAUCCCUGUGAACCCAGCCAGCCAGCCAGCCGGGGCGGCCUGGCCAAGCCCUGGCUUUUUAAAAAACAAAACUAAACAGACCAUUUUUGGCCUCUUCUCCUGGAGCAAUAAAUGACACAUUGCCCCCAACCGCACUGC